Messenger RNA from Tyto alba (common barn owl), 1128 nucleotides. RefSeq names its product nicotinamide riboside kinase 2 (gene NMRK2). The record is from RefSeq and is a predicted model, not a curated record. Gene Ontology annotation, cellular component: cytoplasm. NCBI's taxonomy places the organism in Eukaryota, Metazoa, Chordata, Aves, Strigiformes, Tytonidae. The coding region runs from base 137 to 739 and encodes 200 amino acids. The transcript is spliced from 8 exons.
GAAGGAGGAGGGCGAGGGAGGGCUGGCCGGGCGAAAGGGGCAGGUGUAGGCUUGUUCCGCUGAAAGGCAUUUCAGCGGUUCUGCAUUUCUUUUUUUUUUCUCACCGCAUUCCUGCUGAGGAGGCAACUCUGCGAAGAUGAAAUAUAUCAUAGGCAUCGGAGGUGUCACCAACGGUGGCAAAACCACCCUGACCAACAGAGUCAUCAAGGCGCUCCCCAACUGCUGCGUGGUCCAUCAGGAUGACUUCUUCAAGCCACAAGAUCAAAUAGAAGUCGGGGAAGACGGCUUUAAACAAUGGGAUGUGUUGGACUCCUUGGAUAUGGAGGCAAUGGUGAGCACUGUACGUGCGUGGAUUGAGAACCCAGUGAAGUUUGCCCGUUCCCACGGGGUGAAUGUUAUGCCUGGCUCUAAAGAGCCAGCCUCCAAAGAUAUCCAUAUAUUGGUCAUUGAAGGCUUCCUGCUUUAUAAUUACAAACCACUGAUAGACCUGUUUGACAUACGCUACUACCUGGCAGUUCCAUAUGAUGAAUGCAAGAGGAGGAGAAGUACACGUAACUACACUGUGCCUGACCCACCGGGUCUCUUUGAUGGACACGUCUGGCCCAUGUACCUAAAACACAGGAAAGAAAUGGAGGACUGCGGUGUGGAUGUCGUUUAUUUAGAUGGACUGAAGUCUAGAGAUGAACUUUACAAUCAAGUCUUUGAAGAUAUUCACAACAAGCUUUUAAAUUGCUUAUAGGGUCUCGGAAGACCUGACAGACCCGUGUACAGAAUGAUGUAAAUAGUACUUAAAGUUGGAACGAGGGUUUAUUUGUGUAAACUCUUCUUGUACUGUCCUUUGGAAAGUAUCUUUUGUAUAUAAUUGAAAAAUGAAGAUAACUUAUUCACAACUCCAUGAUGGACAGGAUUGAUUUGUGUUUAUGGUUUGUUUUUUUGUUUUUUUCAUUUUCUUUAUUUUGUAUUCCACUGGCUUAAACUUGAGUUGAAAAUGCAUUUUUAUAAUGAAACAAGUAGACCUGCAUUGGGAAACCUGACUCUUCUUACAUGCUUCUGCAGAUAUUAAGUCUCAUGUAAUGGCUUGUUUGUAAUGUCAUCUCUUAAAUUCAGUAAAAAUCACUUUAAAAACUC